Alternaria atra is the source of this 2064-nucleotide messenger RNA. RefSeq lists its product as uncharacterized. NCBI's taxonomy places the organism in Eukaryota, Fungi, Ascomycota, Dothideomycetes, Pleosporales, Pleosporaceae. The record is from RefSeq and is a predicted model, not a curated record. The coding region runs from base 1 to 2064 and encodes 687 amino acids. The transcript is spliced from 5 exons. Gene Ontology annotation, molecular function: protein binding.
AUGGACUCGUCAGACUAUUUCCCACCCGUCCGGGAAGACCGAGAUGCUUCAGGACCGCAGAUUGAGGACUCCGACACCGAUAUGGCCGCCUCUGCCACUGCUACCGCCUCCUCUUCGCGAUCCACCAUAUACACAUCACCACACCCGCGCAAGCCCGGCCGCAUGUCUCGAUCGGGAGCACCACGUCCCUUAAUCACACCUAAUAGUCCCCUGAGCUCGACCAUACCGCACAAUCUCCUGCCUUCAGCGCCUGCUUCACCGCCUACACCGGCGCCGAGUCCUACGCCGACCCAGCGAGUCCCCGACUGGAGCACUGCAGCCGAACACGAAGAUGGCGACAUCAAGAGCAUACGAGCGCAGUUUGGCGAUAUGAAUAGGGCGGAGCGAAUGCGAUUGCUGGGAGAGCUGCUGAAUCUAUGCGACAGUCAGGAGUUGAGCUUUGUGGCUGAGUUUGUCAGUCCCAGGUUAAAAAAGGACCCCUUCAUGGUCCUCCCGACCGAACUAUGCUUGAGGAUUCUCGAAUGCGUGGACGACCCCACUACCCUCGCUCGGGCGUCGCAAGUAUCCAAGAAGUGGCGCGAACUCGUCAACGAUGACAGUGCCUGGCGGUUGCUGUGUCAGAAGUACUCUUUCAGGGCGCUGUCGAGAGAAGAAAGGAUCGAAGAGGAUGACGCAAACGAUGAGAUGGAGGACACCGACUCCAAGUCGUGGUGGCGGGACGACGAGCGCGCACCCAGGAUAGAGGAUGUUACUGAAAGAGAACACCUUGAAGUUGGCCCGUCAAAUGCCGGCGCUGAGGGUCUCCGGACACAGAGUCUCGAUCGAGCCGCGAAGAGGAAGCCAUCACAACGGAAACAGCAGGCUACCACAUACCGAUCGCAUUUCAAGCAGAGAUACAUGGUUGAGACGGCGUGGCGGAAUGGAGGAGUAUGCGAUGCGCGACAAAUCACCCCGGAUCAGGGUGUAGUCACCAGCCUACACCUUACCAACAAGUACAUCGUGGUUGCACUCGACAAUGCGAAGAUCCAUGUCUUCGACACGGUCGGCGACCAUCAGAAGACGCUGCAGGGACACGUCAUGGGCGUGUGGGCCAUGGUGCCUUGGGGUGAUCUUCUAGUCAGUGGUGGAUGCGAUCGCGACGUGCGUGUAUGGAAUCUUGCGACUGGCUUUCCCCAGUUCACCCUCCGCGGCCACACUUCGACAGUGCGAUGUUUGAAGAUGUCCGACGCGAAUACGGCUAUAUCCGGCUCACGAGAUACCACACUACGCAUCUGGGACCUCAAGAAGGGCUUAUGCAAGCAUGUACUCAUAGGUCACCAAGCUAGCGUUCGAUGCCUCGAAAUACACGGCGACAUCGUUGUUUCAGGCAGCUACGACACCACAGCGAAGAUCUGGAGCAUAUCCGAGGGCAAGUGUCUGCGCACACUUACUGGCCACUUUAGUCAAAUCUAUGCGAUCGCCUUCGACGGAAAGAAGAUUGCGACAGGCAGUCUGGAUACCAGCGUCCGGAUAUGGGACCCCAACGAUGGCAAAUGUCUGGCUGUGCUACAAGGCCACACCUCCCUCGUCGGACAGCUUCAAAUGCGUGACGAUAUCCUUGUGACUGGUGGAUCAGACGGCUCGGUCCGCGUGUGGAGCCUCGCGACAUACCAAGCGAUUCACCGAUUGGCUGCUCACGACAACAGCGUUACGAGUCUACAGUUUGAUAACACCAGGAUAGUCAGCGGUGGCAGUGAUGGUCGUGUCAAGGUUUGGGAUCUCAAAACUGGUGUCCCCGUACGAGAGUUGAGCAGCCCUGCCGAGGCUGUUUGGAGAGUCGUAUUCGAGGAAGAGAAGGCUGUCAUCAUGGCCAGCCGGGGCGGUCGCACCAUUAUGGAGGUGUGGGACUUUUCACCACCUGCCGAAGAGGACUUCGACUCGCGAUCCUCUACCCCAGCGAGCAUGCCCGAUCAUCUUGACGUCGAAUACAACCGACCGCGAUCAGCCAUCCUUCCUGCAACAUCACCACUGGUCCAAGAUACUGGUGCUGCUGAUGUAACCAUGGCAGACGCAAGCGAUUCAUAA